Molecule: messenger RNA, 3409 nt
Organism: Liolophura sinensis
Lineage: Eukaryota; Metazoa; Mollusca; Polyplacophora; Chitonida; Chitonidae
Product: short coiled-coil protein B-like
Exons: 6
Coding region: 84-455 (123 amino acids)
Cellular component (GO): trans-Golgi network
Source: RefSeq, a predicted model, not a curated record
GGUUUCCGGUACCUGGGUUUGACGUUUGGGAAAAGUUAACACCGAUCUCUGCCAAUUUUGAACAAUUUCUGGUUGGUACCCUGAUGAAGAUGUCAAACAAAGAAGAACUGAGCAACAUUCCUCUUACUAGUGACAGUGAAUCAGGUGAAGGAGAUGUCCAUCAGAGACCAGGAGACAUUGAUAGUAACAGGCUAGAGGGUCUGACCAAUGGAACCAGUGGACAUAUUCUAGACCCAGAUAUUAACCCAGAUGAAGAAGAAGAGAAACACAGGCUGAUUACACAGGUUUUAGAAUUGCAGAACACCCUGGAUGACCUGUCAUCACGAGUGGACUCUGUGAAGGAAGAGAACCUCAAGCUGAAAUCUGAGAACCAAGUGCUGGGACAGUACAUUGAGAACCUGAUGGCGGCCAGCAGUGUGUUCCAGUCCACCUCCCCCAAAACCAAGAAGAAGUAGAUCUCCAGGGUGGCAGAAGUUUAGCUUUAUUAGAUUUUGCCAGCUGAAUUACACAUUACAUGGGACGAUUGGCAUUACAGCAUCUUCAUGACCAAGUCUGUUCUUUUGUGAUCUUCAUCAUCCUUCAUUUUAUGUGCAAUAUAUUAAUGAAAUGAGAACUUUUUGUGAUAACAUAUAUUGACAUUAUUUAAUUGCUCUGUGGACAUCAUGUUAUGUAUUUAAGCUUUGAACUGUUUAUUAUUUCACUGCCAUGAUAUUUUAAGUUGAACUGCAAUCUACAUGUACGUGCAUAUCUCUGUGUCUGAAAUCUCACCUUUAUGUCCACUAGCGUGUACAUGUAGAGUAGAUUUGUCAUAUUACAAAUAAGCAGUGUUAUAAAUACUUCUAUUAGUAUUACUAUAUAUACAUACAUGUAGAUCGUCUAAUCUCUAGGUGUACAAACAAAUGCUUCCUGACUGAUGUGUGAAAGUUUCGUUGAGCUGUUUAAUGCACUAGUAAAAUGUUUGGAGGUAAGACGUUAGAUAUAAGUAUACUAUUCAAAACAAAGGUAGGGAUAUUCUAUAGAAAGGAGCCAAUAUCAUUUUAAAAUGCACCCCAUCCAAAGUCAGAGGCAAGUUUUUUCAAAAAUUUUCAGAGUUGCGACAUGUACAAAGAUUAAUUUAUCACGACGUAUUGUGAACAUCCAGAAUGUACUCCUUGUUCAAUCACAUUUAUAAAAUCGAAUCUUUAAGAAACAUCAGUUCAACAUGCUAAGAGCAGAAUAUUCCAGACCUCUUGUAGAGUAGUAUAUUCGAUGGUCACAUUUCCUCUUUGUUGCGGACCACUCUGAAUCAGUCUCCUGUAGGCAAAUUUCUAUCCUUUACAUGUUGUCAAGCCAUAUGUAAGGUUACUAAAUUAGUUUUGUCUUGUAUAAUGUACGUAGGCCUACAUGGCAGAGGUACAAGUUUAUCUCAGAAAUGUACAUGUACCUAUAGAUUGUCAAUAGUGCAGUGUUUGUACAUGUACAGAUAGCCCUUGACAUUUUUCCUGUAAUUCAGCAUUAGAAUUCCUAUUUGUAGUGUGCUGAUAAUGUAACUGUGUGUACAUGUACUAAACCAAGUAAUUUUUGGAAGACCUUGAAAGGCAUUUAAUCAUUAUGUUACCAUUUUUGUUUUCUUAUAUAAAUCUUGAUGUACACGUGUACAAGCCAUAAUCUAUGUAAUUAGUCGUAAACUAAAGCCCUGAUUAACAUGUAAUUUUAUUUUGAGUAACAUCAUUUUUUCAGGAUUUGUGUAUUUACUAUCAUUUCACAUUUGUGUCCAUGUGUGUUUUAUACAUGCUCCAAUUAAAACUACUGUCACACAGAAAGUGACUUUCUUUAUGUACAUGUAUACACCUGUACUUGUUAUAUAAGUAUUAUUUUGGUUGCACGCAUGUAUGGAAUACAAUGAACACGGACUCCUCAAUAACAGAAAGACUAGGUUUGACUUGUCUCAAAGUUCUGGUUCAAGCACUGAUGCAGCCAUCACAAUUCUAUGCCUUCAGUACUGGUCACUGUGUUACUGAUAAUGCUGCUGUUGCUUCCUAGAAUCAACCCCUGACCUGUCAGAUGUCUACUGUUUAAGUGACCUAGCCUCUUUGACUGGCCAGCCUCUAGUCAUAAAUAUUGCUCGAUACAUGUAUGUAUAUAAUUUUUGGUUUCUAAAGAUUUUAGUCCUGUCCAUGCCAUGAGAUAAAAUUACCAAUACGUCUGUCCAAAUUACAAAAGUAUUGUUUUGUUUUUUUUUUUUAAAUUUUGUGUAUGCAACCAUUUUCACCAUUUUAUGAACCGUCAUUUUAAGAAGUAGUACAUAUGUGUAUUAGGGAAAUUCUGCAGCUUUAGGAUUUAUACAGUAUUUAAUAUUAAACACUGUUUUCAAAUAAUGGUCAUGUAUUACAUAUUCAUAAGCAUUUGGUUACUGCAUCCUUAGCAAAUUGUAUCUUGGUCUGCUUAGUGAUGAAAGACUGAGGAGAACAGUUGGCUGUUAAAGCUGCAGUCAGAUACCACUCAUUGGAGUUUUCAUAGUGAUUUAAAAUCAAGUUCCAAGUCUGAGUGAAGACAUCAUGCUACUCUGAAACAAGAUCAGAUCUGCCUUAUGUUUUGUCAAUGAAUCCAGUCUAGAUAUUUUUUUUUUUCGAAUAAAGAAGCAUGUUUAUCCUUAACCUGUAAUUUUGAUCAAAGAUGCUGUGUGACUGCAGCUUAAGUCGAUUUCGAUGGAUAUGCAGUGUGUGACUGGCAGGGGAAACUUGUGAAAUAUCAUGAUCUCAGUAAAUAGCCACACCUGCUAUCAUUUGCCAUGAGCGCACGUUUGCAAGGUGUAUAUGCAAGCAAAUUCUGAGCGCAUUAUUCUGUGUAGACUGAUAAACUUAUACUUUUUGUGAAGCCCUGAAAUUGGUCAAUCCAACUAAUGUACUUUUGUCUCCAAAUUUGAGUUAAAAGCAUGCAUAAAUUGCACUGAAAGUUGCUCUUUCAUAUGCGAUAAGGUUGAGGAAAGAAGGUAAUGUCAGAGCUAUUUACUUAAAGUGUGGUGAUCGUGAAGUAACAUUUUUUUUUUACAAUGGAAAAUGAAAUGGGUUUUCAACCAAGGAAUUGUGUUAAAUAUGUGACAUUGAUUUUACGGUUAAAUUUUGCAGAUGGAUACAGUGUGUGUAUGAAGAAGAUUAUUUGUUACAUCCUUGAGGGAAAAUUUUAAAGGUCAGAACAGACAACCCAUCUGAUUUGGAAUGGCAGGUGUCAGUGACCUGAACAUGCCUCAGUGAUUGGACAUGUUGCUCUUUGUAUCAUGUGUUCCUCUGUCCACUAUGUGGGACUCUGCAAAUGACAUACUGCAUAUUCACUCUCUUAUCCAUUUCUUUCUGGAGUCAGUCUUUUCCUGUGACUACAGCUUCCCCUAGUCGUAAUGCUUACAGUCUAAAUAAAAAGACAAUAACACUGA